Messenger RNA from Triticum turgidum subsp. durum (durum wheat), 285 nucleotides. Lineage: Eukaryota; Viridiplantae; Streptophyta; Magnoliopsida; Poales; Poaceae. The record is from the annotation of a GenBank genome assembly.
AUGACGAACAUGGCUUCAACGACAGCGUGUCUCGCAGAGACGGGCUACGGCUCGGCGGUGCAGUACGGUGAUCGAUUACAAGAACCUUUGAAACAGCACACUGGACAACACAACCCAUGCUCCCCAAUUGAUUCACAGGCUAUCAGAUCGGCUGAUUGCAAUGGCAAAGAUAGAGCGGAGCAGUCAAGGCUGAGGAAUGAGGAGCAGAGAGCCAAGCGGUGGAGAAAAAUAAAGAUGAACGAGGAUAGACGUAGCAAUGAAUGGAUAAGAAGGCAGAAAGGAUAA